Messenger RNA from Labrus bergylta (ballan wrasse), 1315 nucleotides. RefSeq names its product complexin 4a (gene cplx4a). The record is from RefSeq and is a predicted model, not a curated record. NCBI's taxonomy places the organism in Eukaryota, Metazoa, Chordata, Actinopteri, Labriformes, Labridae. Gene Ontology annotation, cellular component: SNARE complex; terminal bouton. Gene Ontology annotation, molecular function: syntaxin binding. Gene Ontology annotation, biological process: synaptic vesicle exocytosis; neurotransmitter transport; regulation of neurotransmitter secretion.
GGCAUCAUAAAGGGAGCAACAACUGUUUGGUUUUUUUAACUACAAAAAUAUUCUCUGUCUCGUAAACUUGCCUGUAAACUCAAGAUGGCUUUCUUGAUCAAGAGCAUGAUUGGGAACCCCCUGUCAGGAAUUGGUCUUGGUGGUGGAGGUGACAAAGAAGAGGAGGCCACCCCCUCAGAUCCAGCCAAAGCAGCAGGGAUGACACGCGAGGAGUAUGAAGAGUACCAAAAACAGGUGGUGGAGGAGAAGAUGGAGAGAGAUGCAGAUUUCUUACACAAGAAGGCAGAGAGGGCGACACUCAGGGUGUGCCUCAGAGAUAAAUACAGGCUGCCGAAGAGCGAGCAGGACGAGAACAUGAUCGAGAUGGCCGGGGACGACGUGGACGUGCCCGAGGAGCUGCUCAAGAUGGUGGACGAGGACGCCACGGAGGAGGAGGGCAAGGACUCCAUCAUGGGCCAGUUUCAGAACUUGCAGAACAUGGACAUGGACCAGCUGAAGGAGAAGGCCUCGGCCACUGUCACCGAGCUGAAGAGCAAAGCAGAGGAGAAGUGCUCCGUCAUGUGAGGGGCCAGACGGAUGAGUCUGUGAUUGAAUUUAAAAAAAAAAAGGAAAAGAAGGGAGAAGACAGGAACAAAAAGAAAAUGAAUUUCAACACUUUCUGGGAAUCUGCAGACGUGGUGAUGAGUCGCCUAUUAUAAGCAGAAAUACCCAAAUCAUCUUUGUGAAAUAAAAAGUAAGUUGCAAAUUGUGAUGCCCCACCUCUCCCUGCACGACGGUUUUCUUUGGAUCAAUUACGUAGAAGUUACUUUUUCAGAAAAGUUUUGCUUUUCACCUCAAUUGUCAUGGUCAUAAGCUCCACUACAUACAAAAAAAAAGUUUAUUAUUUGUGAUGAAAUGUUGACUUUUGUUGGAAACUGAGACAGUCACGUCUCAAAAACGUCUCAAAAAGUGUGAUUUAAAUAUUGUUAUACCAAGACUUGCUUAUGAAAACCUUGUUCAAGUAAUACACCAAUCCUGUGUGAGUGUUUCAACUUUCCUUUUGGUUUGCUGAAUAGUUUUUUUUUUUGUAUGUGGUGUUUGAACUAAGUAUGAUAUUUAGAUUUAUUUUUCUGUCUGUGUUAUUUCAAAUCAAAUUACAUCAGAACAUCUUUGUAAGUCUUGACAUGUUCAUUCAUGCUUAUGUCUCCACAUUCAUAUUGUAAUCGUUAAAAAAGUGUUGCAGAGACAUUUUUGCAGUUUUGCACAAAUCACAGCACUGAAUGAUUUAUUCCGUAAGAGUGACAACAUUGUACAUAAACACUGAUAAAAAACUAUA